UCUAAGAAGCACCCACCUCAGAAUGAGGUCUCUCCAAGGACCCUGCAGCCCGAGAUCCCCUCAAGAGAAUCCCAGACUGAGACCCCAUAAACAAUGGGAUCAGACUGAGACCCCAUAGAGGAGACCCAGGUUGCCAUCCCUCCGUGGAGUCUCGUGCUGAAACCCCUGGGGGAGCCUUCCAAGACUAAAUUAUUCAGUGGGCUCCGCCCCUUCCCUGCCUAGCUGGCCACAACCAGCUCCAGCAGCCACAGUUGCAGCCUUGUCUGUCUGUCCAGUACCUGCUCCCACCUCAGGCCCAGGCUGACAGUGAGCUGCGCAAUGGGUUCUGAGCUGGAGACGGCGAUGGAGACUCUCAUCAAUGUGUUCCAUGCCCACUCGGGCAAGGAGGGGGACAAGUACAAGCUGAACAAGAAGGAGCUGAAAGAGCUGCUGCAGACCGAACUCUCUGGCUUCCUGGACGCCCAGAAGGAUGCGGAUGCGGUGGACAAGGUGAUGAAGGAGCUAGAUGAGAACGGAGAUGGGGAGGUGGACUUCCAGGAGUAUGUGGUGCUGGUGGCUGCCCUCACGGUGGCCUGUAACAACUUCUUCUGGGAGAACAGUUGAGCAGACAGCCCCAGUGGGCAGCGCCCUUCCCCUCUGCACUGCCAUACCUGCCCCUACACCCUGCUUUCCGUCCUCCCCUCCUCCCCCUCCCCAUAGUCCCACCUUUGCCCACCCUCCAACAAGGGCGCAAGAGUAGUGGGCCAGGCCUGCAACUCGUCUUUCAUUAAAGGCUUCUCUCUCAACA
Molecule: messenger RNA, 787 nt
Organism: Eptesicus fuscus (big brown bat)
Lineage: Eukaryota; Metazoa; Chordata; Mammalia; Chiroptera; Vespertilionidae
Gene: S100A1
Product: S100 calcium binding protein A1
Exons: 4
Coding region: 319-603 (94 amino acids)
Biological process (GO): regulation of heart contraction
Cellular component (GO): sarcoplasmic reticulum
Molecular function (GO): calcium ion binding; S100 protein binding
Source: RefSeq, a predicted model, not a curated record